AUACCGCAGAGGGGGUGGAUGUAGUGCAGCAAUUUUAUUUUUAUCAUGUGCACACUAGGCAUGCGGUUUUGCAUGCAGGCAGGUUUACUAAAGGAAUGAAACCUGUUGAGUGGUUAGAAUUGGCAAGAAUAGGGCUUGAAUAGUGCCACCGAUAGAGGGUAAGGGGGGGUGGCACAUGCACUGGUUAUAUUGGGUGAUAGGCAUGCAUUGUGUGGGCUUUGACCCUCCCUGCUCUGUGCAGUAGUACAGUCUGCUAGGGGGAGGGAGAGCAGAGACAUGCCAGACAGCUGAUCCUCUGCUACACAGGCAGAACAGGGAGAAGGCAUCCUCCCUGCAGGAUCACAGAGGCUCACUCUCUCACAGGGCAGGAUUUAGGGGACCUGGCAUGAACCCCCAGCAGUGACCGCUGCUGCCAGGACAGGGGGCGCAUUGCUUUUUUGCUGUGGUAUCUGGACCUAAGCUGCCAGCUGCAGGAUGGCAUUCAGCCCCUGGCAGAUGUUGUCACCAGUCCAGUGGGCAAAAUGGACAUGGUCAGCGGUGAGAGGUGGCGGAGGGGAGACAGGAGAGGAUGAGGAGGAGCAGGAUUCUGGAUCAGACUCGGAAGGAAACUUUGACACACCUGAAGCCGAAACUCCGAUCCCGUCACCUGUCAAAGAACAAACUCAAGGUUUGACAGAAACAAAGAAAGAUGUCACCAAACUCCUAUCUCAAUUAUCUCUUAAUGAAAACAACAAUAUAUCAAGUAAUGGAACCUCAGAACUAGACUUUGAAACCAAGGUUGACAGAUUUACAAGUGCACCUGAUGUCUCCUGUGACAAUGCCACCAAGACAUCAAGUAAUACAGUCCAAGAAUCUAUUCCCGAGAAUACAAUGGUGCAGCCACCUGAAGAUCAAUGUGUAGUUAAAUGUCUUUUUCCAUCAAGUGACAAUGAUACUCAGAAAAAAAUGGUAGAUGGAGAACAUGUGGAAGCAGGUGAUGAACAGUUUGGUAAUAAUAAUGACCUACAGAAAGAGAAUAGUUUAGUAAUGGAUUCUUCUGAGAGAAAUGUUGACCAGGACUCUUUAAAGGAAUCUUCUGAAAAUGUCAAAAAAGAUCCACCAAAGGAAGUUCGGAAAUCUGUCAGUAAACUUCCAUCAAAGAUACCACAGGAAAACAUUCAAAAGAAAAUAACCAAGAAUGGAGAUAUCACUACCAACCUAGAGGAUGUCCCUCUUUCAAAAUCUUCCUAUAAUUUUGACCCUAACCAGUGGGAUGACCCCAACUUCAAUCCAUUUGGUGGAAAGUCUGCAUUGCCUCCCUCUCCUACUGUCACUAGGGCACCAACUGGAUUCAAAGACUUCAAUGAUGACUCUCUGGAUCAUCCUAAGCCUUGCAAGACACUGUCCAGCUCUGAAACCGAUCUUUCCAAGGAACCUAAAGCAAGGAAAGGAACUGGAAGUGCCCAAUCUUCUCCAAAGUUGGGAAGAUCACGUCUAAUCACGAACAGCUGUAAAGUGCAGAGUUAUGAAGGAUCCAGUUUGGUGUUAGAUGUUUGCAAUCAGCAAGAAGAUUGUUCCCCCAGCAUCGAGAAGCGAGAAGGUCAUGCUACAGAUGAGGAGAAGCUGGCUUCUGUUCCAGCACCUAAGCCGACGGGCACUGGGAUCAAAAGCCAACAAGAGGAGAACAGGAGUUCUUUGAGUGCCCCAAUGACUCUACCUCAGUUCCAGGAUCAGAAAAGGCAAUCAUCUGUGGAGGCGUCUGAACCUUCACCUCAACAGCAAAGCAUGAUUACACAGCACAAUCUGCUGCCGGCAAACAACGAUUUUUGUGUCUACACAAAUGAACUAUUACCCAAAGAACAAGCAUUUGGCUCGUUAAUUGGGGAGAUUGAAGCCAAGGACUGGCAGGUGAGGUAUGAGCAGAGCCAUGCAGAGGUGCUGGAGAUGAGGAAAAUUGUUGCUGAAUAUGAGAAAACUAUUGCACAAAUGAUUGAAGAUGAGCAGAGGAGUAAGAUCUCCCAGAAGAGUCUACAACAGGUCACCCUAGAGAAGGAACAAGCCCUCGCGGAUCUGAACUCGGUAGAGCGAUCUCUAUCUGACCUUUUCAGGAGAUACGAGAACCUCAAAGGUGUCCUAGAAGGAUUCAAGAAGAAUGAAGAGGCUCUGAAGAAAUGUGCACAAGAUUACUUAGCAAGAGUAAAGCAAGAGGAGCAGAGGUACCAGGCCCUGAAAGUCCAUGCAGAAGAGAAGCUGAACAAAGCCAACGAGGAGAUUGCACAAGUUCGCACCAAGGCCAAAGGAGAGAGCGCAGCUUUGACAGCAGGACUACGGAAAGAGCAGAUGAAAGUAGUGAGGUCGCUGGAGAGAGCACUGCAACAGAAGAACCAAGAGAUAGAAGAGCUGACAAAGAUCUGUGAUGAGCUAAUCGCCAAGAUGGGGAAGACUGACUGAUGUCCCUCCCACCACCUCACGAUGAUCUUCCUUGCCCCCACAUUGGCUCCCAACCAGCAUGAGUCCUGUAACGUUCAGAGACUGUGGACCCAACUCCUCCCAACGAGACCUGUAACUGAUUGCUCCUGCCUUCUAAUACCAGCAGGAAGAACGCCCUUGGUGUAUAUUUCUGUAUGGACUAAUGAAUCCUCCUUGUUCUAGUGCAGAGCAUGUUUGCCCGUGUACCAGGCUUUCCCCCCGAUUCUUAUUUGUUGGCAUCAAUAUGAUAGGUGCUGCUGGCACUGGUGCUUGUCAGUAACCCAGGUACAACUGCUGUUGUGGUGCUAGCAUGAAGACCAUUAGAUGCCCAUAACUGAUGCCCAGCUGAGGGUGACUAGGAUUUUGUAAGCCUCUUAAGCAGUAAAUGGCUUUUACUAUGCAGUAAAUCUUAUCUGCAAUGUUGACAGGGAAACUAUAGUAUACGCUUACCACCCCUCAGAGUCCCGGUAAUCACCUAUUGUAUAUGACUAAAACCUAUAGAGGUAUCCAUCUGUUAUGGGCAGUAGUCCAUGCAUGCACCAGUCAGCAAAGGGUCAAUGUAAAUGCCACCUAACAGUACCAUACACUUUACACUUUUCACCCGGUCUGAUGCAACUCUGCGUCGUAUGAGUGUCUCUUAAGAGGAUUGGGCAGGAUUUAGCUGUGCUGACGAUGAUCAUAGAAUAUUGGCUGGUCCAAUAGAUAACAAGAAGCCUUGAAGCUCUGUUGGGGGCUUAUUGAAGACCACAGAACUGUACCUGUUUUGGACUUGAAGACAAAUAACAUGUGACCUCCUUUAAAGGGAUUAGAGACUUCACAAUUUGACCAUAAAGGUGGAACUGUGGGGGAGAGUUCCAUGAACCAGCUGAAGGGCCUCCUCACCAUUGCUCCACCUGCUUGACUGAAACUAGGAAUACUGUACUUAGUUUAUGGGUCUACUGUAUCCAGCCUCACAGAAGAAGACAGAAGGGAGAGGUUUAGAUUAGUAGGACCAAAAGAGCUUGGUUGUGUGGCUACUUGGAUUGGCUGCAGCUUUCAUCCUGUUAUCUGUUGUAUACAGUAGAUACCUAUAUAGCCAUGCACUUGCACCUCCAAAAUAUAUUGGCAGUGCAGUCCAUGCCAGUGCAGGCAAAUGAGGGACAACUUGGCUGUCCCAUAAUUAGGGAAUUCAGCCAUACUAAUGCUUAAGAGAGUUA
Messenger RNA from Bufo bufo (common toad), 3644 nucleotides. RefSeq names its product transforming acidic coiled-coil containing protein 1 (gene TACC1). The record is from RefSeq and is a predicted model, not a curated record. Lineage: Eukaryota; Metazoa; Chordata; Amphibia; Anura; Bufonidae. Gene Ontology annotation, biological process: mitotic spindle organization; cell population proliferation; cerebral cortex development. Gene Ontology annotation, cellular component: cytoplasm.